Temnothorax curvispinosus is the source of this 1494-nucleotide messenger RNA. Its product is annotated as enoyl-CoA delta isomerase 2, mitochondrial-like. The record is from RefSeq and is a predicted model, not a curated record. The coding region runs from base 616 to 1374 and encodes 252 amino acids. The transcript has 7 exons. NCBI's taxonomy places the organism in Eukaryota, Metazoa, Arthropoda, Insecta, Hymenoptera, Formicidae.
CGUCAUAACUCAGUUCAGUUGAAUGCACGUUCUUUUUGCAUGCUGGCAAGUGAGAUUCAACUGAGUUUUUAUCCACAAUCGAGACCAUGUGCUUUAAUGAAUCUAAUAGACUCAUCACAUUAAAAGUGAGGCAAUGAACCUGUAUUAUUGUGCGAUAGCUUUGUCACCAAAAUAAGCAGGUAAAUACAAAAUGACAUAUCUUACCUGAGUAUAAAACACUCACAUAACUGAGUGACUCAAAUCACUUGAGUGUAAAUGGAAAGCAACUAAUAGAAGUAAUCACUAUAGUGUCUCUAGGCUUCUAUGUUCCCCCCUUACCUCAGGAAAUGCAGAAUCGUUGACGGUCAACGAGUCAACAGACAGUCUGGCAAUGAGGUGGUCAACGUCAGCAUGAACAAGCCGUUUGUCAGUUUAUCUGAAACAAUCCUUGAAUCGAGAACUUUUUGAAAAGCUACUGAUAACUGUCCAUAAGGUAUAUUAGCUAGAAGAAGUGUUUUAUUGAUUUAUUUUUUCAUUUUUCUAUUAUACCGUUAUUUCUAACAAGCGGUUUAGCGGUGACAAAACGAGGUUAUAAAAUCGUACAAAUUCUAAGUUGCUAUAAAGAAACUUGUCAGUAUGACGCAUGUAAGUUCGUUUAUUCUGAGCAGUCUGAAAAAUGGAAUUCAAAAAGUGGUGCUCAAUAAACCCGCCAAAAAAAACGCACUUUCGCCACAGAUGUAUAAGGAAUUAACAAUGCUUUUAAAUGAAUCUGCUGAAAACAACGAAGUAAUGGUAUUUGCUCUGACAGCAAAUGGAGAUUUUUUUAGUAGCGGUAAUGAUCUAAUUGCCUCAAUGGAACUUACUUUGAGUUCUUCCCUCGUGAUAAUUAAGGAAUUUAUCGAUGCUGUAAUUAUGUAUCCAAAGCUUUUAAUAGCUGUUGUAAAUGGACCAGCAAUAGGAAUAGCAACUACAAUAUUAGGGAUUUUUGACAUAGUUUAUGCUUCGGAUAAGGCAUAUUUUCAAACACCGUUCAGCUCCUUGGGUCUUGUCGCCGAAGGAUGUUCUUCGUAUACGUUCCCGAGAUUAUUGGGACAUUCCAAAGCUGGAGAGAUGUUGUAUUUAGGAUAUAAGAUGAACGCUCAGGAAGCUAAUCAAUAUGGCUUGGUUAGCAAAGUAUACAAUCAUGAUUCUCUUGAGGAAGUAUGGAAUUAUUUGAACAUGAUAUCUACACUUUCUUCACAGUCAAUAUUGGCGACUAAGCGUUUGUGUAAAUGGAAUAAAGAAAUUUUAUUAAAAGUUAAUAAGGAAGAAAUGAAAGAGUUGAAAAACUUAAUCGAAUCUCCUGAACUAUCUGAAAGGAUGUUGAGUUUCUUGACACGAAAAAAUAAGCUUUAAAGUCAAUAUAAAUCAGUAUUAUAUAUCUUUUAAUAAACUAAGGGUACUGGAUUUAAUAUCUCAAAAUGUAUUCACAAUAUGUAAAUUCCUUAUAAAAUAUAUCGUUUUAUAACAGCAUAA